AGUCUGUGUGGGGCUGCACUACCAUUAGGGAUCACGGGUUGAAAUAUUUGGCAACGUAUUUGGAGUCUUCACAACAUUGCAGGCCACGGACAGCUGCAUCGACAUGGUGGAGAGCUUCAGCGAUCAACUGUAAUAACAUCGUAUCUUAUGAUGACCAGAUAUUCAGGAUUGUCCGUUAAUUAAAGCAGUAACUAGUGUCACUCGAGUUUAGUCGCUGCUCCAUCUUAUUGCGGAAGAUACAGUCAAAUAUAGACGUGUGUUUCUGGGGAUAAAGCCGCCAGAUAGAAAGAAGCAGCUCCUAGCUGGUAGCGAGCUAGCUCCGUGGAGGGGGAACAUUCUCUAACCUCCGUAUCAACAUGGCAAUGUCCCUGAUACAAGCCUGUCGCAGUCUCGCUCUUUCAACAUGGCUGCUCUCUUUUUGUUUUGUGCAUUUGCUGUGUCUAGACUUCACUGUGGCGGAGAAAGAGGAAUGGUAUACUGCCUUUGUGAACAUCACCUAUCUGGAUCCCGUGACUUUUGAGAUCAAAACAGAGAAAACAGAGUGCGGGCGCUAUGGCGAACACUCACUCAAGAAAGAAGCCAAAGGGGUGGUGGUCAUGCCCUCCGUCCUGCAAGAUAGACAGGCUUGCGACCCCAACACUAAAUUCCCAAUUCCAAACCCCAACAGUGCAUGGAUUGCACUCAUAGCCCGCGGUAACUGCACGUACAAAGACAAAAUUCGACAUGCGGCAAGCCACAAUGCGUCUGCUGUAGUAAUAUUUAACGUGGGUUCGAGUAAUGCCAACGAAACCAUAACAAUGCCUCAUCAAGGCACUGGUGAAAUUGUGGCCAUCAUGAUUCCGGAACCCAAGGGCCGCGAGAUCAUUGCGCUGCUGGAGCGGAACAUCACGGUCAACAUGCACAUCACCAUAGGAACGCGGAACCUCCAGAAGUACGUGAGCCGCACCUCGGUGGUGUUUGUGUCCAUCUCUUUCAUCGUGCUCAUGAUCAUCUCCCUGGCCUGGCUGGUCUUCUACUACAUCCAGAGGUUCCGCUACGCCAACGCCCGCGACCGCAACCAGAGACGCCUGGGGGACGCUGCCAAGAAAGCCAUUAGCAAGCUGCAAGUGAGGACCAUCAGGAAGGGAGACAAGGAGACGGAGUCAGACUUUGAUAACUGCGCCGUGUGCAUCGAAGGCUACAAGCCCAAUGAUGUGGUCCGGAUACUACCUUGCAGACACGUCUUCCAUAAGUACUGUGUGGACCCCUGGCUGCAGGACCAUAGGACGUGUCCCAUGUGCAAGAUGAACAUCCUCAAAGCAUUAGGCAUCCCGCCAAACGCUGACUGUUCAGAUGACAUCCCUCCGGACUACGAGGUGUCUGUGGGAGGUCCACCCACCAACCAGGUGACCGGGGCGAGCGAGGUGACGGUGAGCGAGAGCUCGGUGGUGCUGGACCCCGCGGUGCGCUCUAUCGGCCUGCCGCAGGUCUACCACGAGGUCGACCCCCUCGGCCUGGUCGGAGAGAGCCGCCACAUUGCCAGCAGUGAACACCAGAACCCGUUGAGCAGCGAUUCGGACACCUCGCUCAUCCUGGCUGUGGAGGUCGGCCUGUCUGACGUGGAGCUGUCGGCCGAGCAGGAGCAUGAAGAAGUCAAGUCAUGAACCGUGACCCGCAUUGUCCCCCGGAGUUGCCACGGAGACAGAGGACCAGCAUGAGGGGAGAACCUAGGCCGGGAUCUGGAACCAGAGAGCCUUCUUAAUUGAAAGGGGAAGAAUCUAGAGUAACGUUGGAACAGAAAUCCGUUUUGAGCAGUGUCCUUCAUUUUUGUCCCCGUGGCUUCAUCGGCUACAGGAGAAAGUUUCCGAAAAAUAGAGAUACACUGCUCGUCAUCUUUAUAACUCAACGGCCACAAUCACACCAUGAUUAUCCUCCUUCCUCGCUCUCUAAGCUUCUGUCAAUAGGCAGAGGAAGCAUCUAGCCAAUCACGGUCAUGUUAUUUGAACUUAUUUGUGAUUUUUUUUUUGUUUUGUUGUGUUUCCCAUGAAACAUCCACAUCCCCUUACUCUGUGGAAAUGUUGACUGUUUGAUUUCCUUAUUCGAGAUCACUGCCAAUGUAUAUUCCUGAUUCAAACACAAGUCUUUCUAUACAUAUAUAUAUCUAUAGAUAUCAGUACACACAUGCAGCUAACAGCGUUUGCUUCAAAGUGUCAAAAAGCAGUCUGUGUGUGAUCCAACCAGCAGCCGUAAACACAUUGAACCUUGACCCCGGGACAAGAGAUGUCUUGCUAUUCUUUCAACACGCCAUGUGUCAUGGACUAUGCACAGCCUCCCACCUUAUCAUGCAUCCUUUGCCGUCUGUGUCCCAAAUGACGACGUCUCUCUGCCACCGGCUGUAUUUUUGUUGUUUAUAAGCUUUGUUUCUUCUCAAGGACAGCUCCCUGACCGGUCUUGUCUCGUAGUAAGCCACCUCGCUCGCGGUGGGACGACCUAAACUUGAUGUGAUUGCGAAUUGAAUCCUUCACAAUCAAUCCCAAGUGACAAUCACUUUUCCAAGGAUCACAUCAACAGAGGAGCCCACCCCCCCACACCCCCACCCCCACCUCCACCUCCUCCUCCUGAGGAGAUGGCCAGCCUGUGGGGGGGUGUGGUGAGGCUGGAGGGGAGGCGGUCUGGCGUCCUCCCUCCACUACAUGAUGAAUGGACCCGAACCCUUUAGCGCAGUCAGAGGUUGGUCUUCCUGUACCUCCCCUCUAUAUGUGCCAAGUUAACUCUAAAGAAACUACAUGUAUAAAUUAGGGUUUACGAUUACAUGGAAUUCUCCUUGUUUCUUUCUUUCUUUAUUUGUUUUUAUUGUAUCACAGUGACAGUCUGGAUUGGUUUGAUGUAUUGGGGUCAUUGAGUUCUGGAAGUCCAAAGAAUGUGAUUAGGGUGAAGUACUAUUUCAAAAUGUCAACUAGCUUAGUUGCUUCCAAGUUCCCCUAGCCAAUAUUUCAUUUAAAAAACCUUUAGGUCAGAACAGUCAAGGGGAACCCCCCACAUCGCACAGACUGAUUCUACGAUAAAACCAGGGCCUGGAGUGACUAGUCUCCUUGUCGCUAAAACCUACAGAAUGGUGAAAGUCUGCUGGACGACUUGUAUUUUAAUACGUAUGGAAGAAAAGUUUAUUUUUCUAUGAAAAAAAUCAACAAAAAAGAAAAUCAAGGAAAGUUUACAGUGGAGGAGAAACUGGGCUUACGUAGAUAGUAGCGUCAUUACUAAGCUACGUCAGAAUCGUUUUGACAUGGACCAGAACUUUAAUUAAUUAUUCUUUUGCAUCGUUUUUGCUCCUGAAAUAUUGCCACAGAAAGGCAUCUGCCUUUGUGCCCCCCCCCCC
Molecule: messenger RNA, 3355 nt
Organism: Sardina pilchardus (European sardine)
Lineage: Eukaryota; Metazoa; Chordata; Actinopteri; Clupeiformes; Clupeidae
Gene: rnf150a
Product: ring finger protein 150a
Exons: 7
Coding region: 357-1643 (428 amino acids)
Source: RefSeq, a predicted model, not a curated record